CCGGCGGGAUGUACGCCGGGAGGAAGAGGAAGAAGCCGGUGCCGAAGAGCCCCAAACCACCCCCCCCUGAGGGUGUGAAGUCCAACCCCUCCAAGCGGCAUCGCGACCGGCUCAACCAGGAGCUGAACAAGCUGACUAACUUGCUGCCAUUCCCUGAAGAUGUGCGCAGCAGGCUUGAUAAACUCUCCAUCCUACGACUGGCUGUCGGAUACCUGAAGGUGAAGAGCUACUUGAUGGCCACAGCUACGGAUGUUGGUGACUGUGUGCCCAGAGCCCCAGGAGGGAACAGACAAAUGGACCUGCAGGCCAACAGAGAGCUGUUUCCUGAGGGGGAACUGCUGCUCCAGGCACUCAAUGGAUUUGUCAUUGCGGUGACCGGAGAUGGUUACAUCUUCUACAUCUCCCCUACUGUGCAGGACUAUCUGGGCUUUCAUCAGUCAGAUCUCAUCUACCGGAGCGUGUAUGAGUUGAUCCACGCGGAUGACAGAGCCUCUUUCCGCUGCCAGCUGCACCAGGCCCCAGCAUCUGGCAGCACCCAGCACGCUGCCAAUGCCUUUCCGGCCAACCAGCUGCUGCUGGAUGGAUGCAGCACUGUGUCCAGCCCACAACACCUCCACCUUGAGAAGCCCUCCUUCGUGGAGAGGAGCUUCACCUGCCGCUUCCGCUGCUUGUUGGAUAACUCCUCAGGAUUUCUGGCUUUGAAUUUCCGUGGGCGCUUGAAAUGCCUUCUCGGGCAGCAGAAGAAGGCAUCAGACAGGUCCCCGCUAGCUCUCUUCGCCAUCGCAACUGUCCUCCAGCCUCUCUCCAUCCUGGAGCUUCAGACCAAGACGCUAAUCUUCCAGACAAAGCACAAGCUGGAUUUCACUCCCAUGGCCUGUGAUUCCCGGGGGAAGGUUGUCCUGGGGUACACAGAAACGGAGCUGUGCAGGAGGGGGUCCGGGUACCAGUUUGUGCACGCGGCUGACAUGAUGCACUGUGCAGAGAACCACGUGAGAAUGAUGAAGACGGGGGAGAGCGGGCUGACAGUUUUCCGGCUGCUGACCAAGAAGGGUGGCUGGGUGUGGGUGCAGGCCAACGCCCGGCUGGUGUACAGAGCAGGCAAGCCUGACUGCAUCAUUGCCCAGCAGCGAGCCCUGUCGAAUGAAGAAGGGGAGGAACAUCUGCAGAAGAGAAAGCUACAGCUGCCUUUUAGCUUUGCCACAGGGGAAGCAGUUUUGUAUGAGAAUGAUCUUCCUGGGUUCCUGGACUCCUUCCAGGCUAAGGAGGAGUUGCAGACACAAGCAAACUCCCAUUCAAAGCAGCGCUCAGUAGACCCCAACUCUCUUCUUGGGGCCAUGAUGAAGCAAGAUGCAUCCAUAUACAUCUCCCAUACUGAUAAUGUGCCCCAGUUCUCCUUGCCUGAUCUCAUCACUGAGCCUGAUGGACUGAGCCAGAAUGAGGAAGUCAGUGAUGCUAAGGAGGACAGCAACUCCCUCCUGGUCAUUAUUGAAACCCUCUUUGAGAAGAGUGGGGUGGACGGAAACAUCUGUCAGACCCUCCAGAGCCUCAACGUGGACAGUGCAGAGCUGCAGCAGUGGGAGGAGGCUCUGCUCACCUUGGAUGCAGAGGAGGAGCCACCAGCUCAGGAGGUUGGCAAGAGGCUGGGUGCUGAGGUGACAUCCUCUGUGGAGCAGAUGCUCCUCAGGGAGGAUGCUGGGAAGAGCAUGGACUUCCUGAACUGCAGUGCAUCACCCUGUGAUGAGGAAAACAGUGCUGCGCCUCGUUUCCAGCACUGCUGGGCAACUAAUUCAGUAUUUCAAGCCCCACCAGAGUCCCAGGAACCUGGUGCACAAGGCCAAGAUGCUGUGAUUUCUCUAGUCUCCAUUACAUCUAAAGUCAGCUCUGCUCAACCAGAACAGCAGGUCUUGUUUAACUCGUCUGGGCUGGUGGAGGGGACUGUUCUGGAUGUCCCAGUCUCCAGCAGCAAAUCCUCUGUAGCACUUCAGCUGGCAAACCCAGGACAGGUGCUUCAAGGAGAAGUCAACACCUCUGCUCCCAUAGAUAACGUUAUUCCUAGUGAUCAGAUCCAGCCCAGGUGCAAGCUGGUGGGCUCAAGCUGCCCACCUCUGUUACACUCAAACACACUAGUGACUCAGUGGCAUAAUGUCCUAGUCCGGGCAAACCCAGCCAAUGCUUUGGGUCAGAGCACUUCUGGAGGUUGCCCAUCAGAGGCUUGGAUGGCCAUAGCUCCAAAACAGCUGGAAGUGGCAGGAAGACAUGUAGAGUCACAAACUCUGCUGGCUGGCAGCCCCGAGAGCCCCCAGGGGGCUGGGCCGUGGUUGCUGCCCUCCCAACCUGCUCCUUGCCCUGCACAGGGCUUGAAUGAGUCCUCGUUCUCUGGGGCUGGGGACCUCCAUCAUGAGGAGGUUGCUCUCCCUGCACAAGCAUCAGCACCCUUAGGAGUUAGCCACCUUCCAGGAAAUGGUGGCUUCCUGGAGCGGCCCCUGAUAUCCCACCUUGAGCCCAGCUUUUCCUGGGAAGGGGAGCAGGCAGUGCUCCGAGGGGACAAGCGGUUCGCGCAGCGCCAGCCAUGGCUCCUGCAGACUGGGGCAUCUCAUUGGAGAUGUGGUGGGGCAGGUGCAGUGCAGCACAGCAGGCUCCUGCUGGGGUCCAGCACAGGUCCCAGUACCCACUGGACAGACCAUGUUGUGCUGCCUGAGUGUCAGUAUGGAAAUAGCCUUUGUAGACACGAGGGCAACUUUAUUAGGGAUGCCUCCAAACUAUCCAUUCCCCAGCAUCUGGGAACUUUCCCUUCUCCCAGUGAGAGCCACCCUGGAGUAUCACAUUACUCACAGGGCUCGGUUUUGAGGUGCUCAUCAACUCUCCCUGCAAAGGUGGGUGCAGGACCACUGCCCUCCUCUGAGCAGAGCCCUGGCUUCUUCCCAUCGGAGUCCUUUGCAGGUGGGCAGCCGCUCUGUGCCUGCGAGGUCCAGCUCAAGGUGAGGUGUGAGGGCUGCAGGACCUGAGGGGUGCCCCAGCUCGCACGGAUGGAGUGAUGGGUGUUACGGGGGAUGCAGGCACGGCAUCGUUGGUGGGUACCUCACUGUGAAGCCACACUUGGAAAAGCCACCAGCAGUUACAAGCUCUUCUGGCUGUGUACACUUGUGAGUGGUGCCCCAAGAUUCCUGAUCACUCAGGAUUUUGUCUUCCAGUGCCUGAAACAAGGUGCCCUAGCAGAGCUUUCAGGCAGUCUAGAAUGAAGUGUUUCACGUGGUUUGGUUUUGCUUUGUUGUUUGGUUUUUUUUGUUGUUUUUUUUUUCCCCCUAUGAGAAGUCUUUCAGGGAGAUGUGGCCAUGCCCAUGGGGAGAUUUGCAGACUCUUGGGGUCCAAGGAAGGACACCCUGCUUGCUGCUCGUGGCAGCCUCUUGCAGAUGGACCUGCUGCCUUACAGGCAUGUGGCACUGAAUUGCUGUUUCUCGAUGCAGCGUGGUCCCCUCAUCACCUAUGUGCGCGGACCACACAUGACAUCUUGCUGUUCAGUCCUCUGCAUCACCUCAGCCUGCCUGAGCCCCUCUGCUCUGCUCUUGCUCCCUCCCUCCUGUGCUCUCCAUCUCCUCCUGAACCCCUAGUGACCCAGUUCCUUUAGAAAAGGGGAUGUUAUGAAGCACUCUUGAGAAGCUCAGCAGUACCUGAAGGGUCUUUGUGGGAGGUGGAGGGCAUGAGAGCAGAAGCAGCUCAGGUUUGGGGGCUCUUUGGCAGCCUUUCCAGGGAAUCUGUUGUCUUUCUGGGCAGCAGGGUGUGGAAGGUCCAGCCAGGCUCCCCUUGGGUUUGUCACUGGGUUGUCCUUGCCUACCUCUCCUGUGAUCAGCAGUGCCAUUAGAUGGAGAAAUGAUGGGGUUUGCUCCUGCAGUUGCUCAGGAUAGUGUAGUUUUGCCAAAGCAGCAAGAAGGAAAGGUAGGAAGGGGUACAGUGACUGUCUGCCUCUCCCCUUUGGACCAAGUUUGUAACCUUCAAACUGUCAUCUUGGAGACGAGCACAGCCACUUUGUGGAAUUACCUUUCUUUUGUAUUUUUUAACCUAAGAUGUGAAAUUAUUUUGUUUUCUCUGUUGUGGGGCAAAGUCUCCCAGAUCUGUCAGGUUAACCCCCCCCCAGAAAAAGCAAUGAUGGGGAGAGGGUUUGGUUCAAGACCAGAUCUGGCAGGUUUGUCAGAGCUAUUGGAGACCUGCAUACCUUUCCCCCCUGUGCACCCCUCACA
Molecule: messenger RNA, 4235 nt
Organism: Athene cunicularia (burrowing owl)
Lineage: Eukaryota; Metazoa; Chordata; Aves; Strigiformes; Strigidae
Product: neuronal PAS domain-containing protein 2-like
Exons: 10
Coding region: 9-3005 (998 amino acids)
Biological process (GO): regulation of transcription by RNA polymerase II
Cellular component (GO): nucleus; aryl hydrocarbon receptor complex
Molecular function (GO): nuclear receptor activity; transcription cis-regulatory region binding; protein dimerization activity
Source: RefSeq, a predicted model, not a curated record